UGUUUCCCAGUCAGCUGUGGAGAGAGACCUCUGAUGGACGUACCCGGCGGCUCUCGAAUAGUCGGCGGAACGAAUGCGCCCCCUGGCGCCUGGCCGUGGCAAGUCAGCCUCCAGUUCUACAGCUAUCGCUCCAGACUGCACAGGCACGCCUGCGGGGGCUCCAUCGUAAACAGCAGCUGGGUGGCCACGGCAGCUCACUGCUUCCCUAGUUCUCUACAGUGCUCCUGCCAGUCUCUAACCCUGAUAGUCUCUAUAGCCCUGCUAGUCUAUAUGCUUCCUCCCCACAGGGAUGCGGGUUACUGGAGGGUAGUGGCCGGGCUCCGUAAGCUAUCCGCCCCUGGCCAGAACGUUCAAAUCCGCCAGGUGAGCCAGAUCAUCAUACAUGCCCGCUACAGCCAGAGCACUAACGAUAACGACCUGGCGCUGAUGAAAUUGAAAAGCCCCUUUGUCUACAGCGACUACGUGCAGGCUGUCUGCUGGCCGACCCCGGCGGUGGAGAAGCUGCAGCUCUCCCUGUGUUUCAUCAGCGGGUGGGGGCACACAUCCUUCGGAGGUAUGAACCCGUGUUUAAUCCGAAGGGGCUGAACGUUGUAAUGAACAUGAACCCCCCCCCCGUGUUAAACUGCUCCACUCUCCGUGCUUCAUCAGGGGCGGGGUCAGACACGUUGCAGCAGGCCCAGGUGGGCUCCGUCCCCCUCUCAACCUGUAAUCAGAAAGGCUGGUACAGAGGCUUCCUGACUGACAACAUGAAGUGCGCUGGCUACGAAGAGGGAGGGGUUGACACCUGCCAGGUACAGUGCUCAGGCUAAGGGUCUUCUGUGGUAAAACCUUCAGCUGUGCAGCUUGCUCUCUGCCAGUCACUCACACACAGUGUGAUUAUUGUAAGACAGGAGAGCUGGGGCUGGUGGAGGCGCGUAUGGAUAGCUGAUGUCAUUCCUGCUCAAUGAAGUAUGCCAGCCGUGUUAAGGGUUGUGUUCUCUGCAGGGGGAUAGCGGGGGUCCUCUUCAGUGCUUUAACGAGCAAGAUGAUCGCUUCUACUUAUCGGGAGUCACGAGUUUCGGAUACGGCUGCGCUGCCCCAAAGUUCCCCGG
Messenger RNA from Polyodon spathula (Mississippi paddlefish), 1091 nucleotides. RefSeq names its product acrosin-like. The transcript has 2 exons. NCBI's taxonomy places the organism in Eukaryota, Metazoa, Chordata, Actinopteri, Acipenseriformes, Polyodontidae. Gene Ontology annotation, biological process: proteolysis. The coding region runs from base 34 to 585 and encodes 183 amino acids. The record is from RefSeq and is a predicted model, not a curated record. Gene Ontology annotation, molecular function: serine-type endopeptidase activity.